AUGGAUACCAACGAUUCUGUAUGGAUUUGUGUGAAUUUUUUCUCAUUCCAAGCAUAUGAAGUUCGCCUAAGACGAAAUGAAGAGAGAAGUAAAAGGUCUGAGGAUGAUAGAUCUGCAUGUUCGGGUGUUGAGGCAGUAAAGGAUGGCUCUGACGUCAACGAUAUUUUGACGGAAUCCCCUGCUGUCAAGCAGCCCAAUGAUAAAAAACCUAUGAAGAAAAAAGCAUCAUACCGUAUUUUGUCGCAACUGCCAUUGGAGGAUUGGGGUCUACCAGACUCGUGCUUACAAAAAACUGCGGAGGUGGUUGGAAUUCUUGAAAAGAAGAAUUCUCGUUUGGCAACUGGGAAACUGGAGCUAGCAUCGUCAACCCAGCGUCAGUGGGCUAAGUUCUCUCCUAGUGAUUCACGUAUACCCCGCAUGAUGAUCAAUGCAUCUCAGUUGCCCAAAGAUUUCUUUGAUAGGCCUCAGGAUUUCGCCAAGUUUUUGUUCGUUGCAAAGAUUGCUGAAUGGCCGGAGGAUUCUAUCAUGGCAGUUGGAACCCUGGAGAAGCAGCUAGGAUUAGCCGGUGACAUCAAUGCGGAAACUGAAGGAUUGCUGAUAACAAACGAAAUCGAUACACGGGAGUUCUCUGACGAUGUUAUGGCUUGCUUACCUACAGUCCCCUCCGAGGGUUGGCGAAUAGGCGAGGAAGAACUUGCCAAACGCCGCGAUCUCCGUAGUCAUAUCAUUUUCACCAUAGAUCCAAAAACAGCCCGUGAUCUCGAUGAUGCAUUAUCAGUAGAACGUUGUGAUGACGUCAAUGGAGCUGGUCUUUCUGGCUGGGAGGUGAACUUGGUUAUCAGAUGGCGGAUUUUUUUU
Molecule: messenger RNA, 858 nt
Organism: Strongylus vulgaris
Lineage: Eukaryota; Metazoa; Nematoda; Chromadorea; Rhabditida; Strongylidae
Source: the annotation of a GenBank genome assembly